Molecule: messenger RNA, 1280 nt
Organism: Andrographis paniculata
Lineage: Eukaryota; Viridiplantae; Streptophyta; Magnoliopsida; Lamiales; Acanthaceae
Product: mitochondrial inner membrane protease ATP23
Exons: 6
Coding region: 402-1001 (199 amino acids)
Biological process (GO): mitochondrial protein processing; mitochondrial proton-transporting ATP synthase complex assembly
Cellular component (GO): extrinsic component of mitochondrial inner membrane
Molecular function (GO): metalloendopeptidase activity
Source: RefSeq, a predicted model, not a curated record
AAGAAAAUGGAUGAAUAAUAAAAUUUUCAAAUACACAAGCAAUCACUAAAAAUAAACCCUAAUCCCACGCCGCCGCCGCUCCCCCAAUUUCUUCAUCUCUACGUUGCGCCGCCGCUUUGUAUCGAAGACGAAGUCCGCCGCCGUCCGCUGGAACAUCGCUUCUUCCGCCGGUUGUUGCCGCCGCCGUCAUUCCAUUGUUCUUUCGCUUCUUCGGUAUUUUAGUGGCGAAAAAAUAAAAUAAAAUUGAAAAAUGAUUUGUGGCAGUGUAAGUGGGACCUACCGGUAGGGUAGGUUUUUGUAGGUUUUGUAGGUUGGGGUUUUGAAUAGUAAACGCACAGUAAACCCUUUGAUGCGGGAAUAAACCGCAGACGGUCAGGGUUUAGCAAUUUCCAGCCGAACUCAUGGCGGCUGAUCCUGAUUCAACGCCGGAAUAUGCAUCUGGUAGAACUUCCCCAGGCGUCGAAGGGCAGGGACUAACGUUGUCAGAAUGCGAGAAAAUGAUCCAGAGAAGUUUAAGAACUCCCAUGGUAAGAUUUCUUAGAGAGAAUAUCGAAAAAUCUGGAUGCAGUGUGGGAAGCAAUUUUAUUAAGGCCGUUGAUUGCGGAACUGCUGGAGCAGCAGGUGGUUAUGUCCGCGGUGAAGGGAUAACCGUAUGCUACAAUAAUGUGCAAUUCCAAGAUGAGGUGACUCAGACUAUAACUCAUGAGCUAGUUCAUGCUUAUGAUGAAUGCCGUGCUGCUAAUUUGGACUGGAACAAUUGUGCUCAUCAUGCCUGCAGUGAAAUUCGAGCUAAUCAUGUCAGUGGUGAUUGCCAUUAUAAAAGGGAGUUACUACGUGGCUUUUUUAAGAUAGGGGGUCAUGAGCAGGAAUGCCUGAGGCGAAGAGUUUUGAAGUCCCUCUCUGUAAACCCAAACUGCUCUGAGACAGCAGCAAAAGAUGCCAUGGAAGCCGUUUGGGAUACAUGUUACAAUGAUACGAGCCCGUUUGACAGAGCUCCGUGAGGUCACAGGAUCUACCAAUGAUGGCCUACUUUUUUGUUCCGGGUAUUUGCAUUUCUACUCAACAUUCUGGGGAGGAACGUUUUCAUUAUUUAUACCCGAUUCAUAUUUUUUGAGUCAAUGUGCAUGCUAUUGCACAGAUCCAGAAAUAAGCUAAACUAAACCCGGAUAAAAGCGCAAUGAUUUUUUUCAGAUCCAUCUGCCAUUUCUGUCUUAUAUCAGAUUUACUUUGUAUGCAAUGAUUUUAAUACAUUUGUUUAAUGUUUAGUAAGCUGCAUCUUA